Amaranthus tricolor (Joseph's coat) is the source of this 2148-nucleotide messenger RNA. RefSeq names its product cytochrome P450 CYP94D108-like. The record is from RefSeq and is a predicted model, not a curated record. The transcript has a single exon. Lineage: Eukaryota; Viridiplantae; Streptophyta; Magnoliopsida; Caryophyllales; Amaranthaceae. The coding region runs from base 193 to 1776 and encodes 527 amino acids. Gene Ontology annotation, molecular function: heme binding; oxidoreductase activity, acting on paired donors, with incorporation or reduction of molecular oxygen; monooxygenase activity.
UGUAAAUCAACACUUUAAGACAAUAAUCAAUAUCACAUAAGUAUACAUUAGACCUGCCAAAUAAAAUAAUAUCACCAUAAUAUCGUCUAAAUCAAAAUUUUAUAUUUCUCCAAAAGCAAUUCCAACUAUAUUGUGUGUUACUUAUAAAUCAGUAAGAGACUACCUACAAUUAGAAAAAAGCUUCGCCAAAGCAUGGACCAUAUACUCACUUCUUCCUCUUCAUUAUUCCUACUAUUAACUCUCCUCUUCACAAUCUUCCUAUCAUCACUCUACUUCACAUUCAACCAUUUUAUUUCCUCUACAAAACAAACAUUAGGCUUCAAAAACUACCCAUUCUUAGGCACUCUCCCUGAAUUCAUAGCCAACCGCCACCGGUUCCUCGACUGGACUUUUGACGUUCUCGUUCCCCUCCCUAAUCACACGUCCAUAUUUAUCCGACCCGGAAAAAUUAAUGGGAUCAUGACCGCAUACCCGCCAAAUAUCGAACACUUCCUCAAAAUCCGGUUCGAUAACUACCAUAAAGGUCCCCGUUUCGUCUCUCUCCUCCACGACCUCCUCGGCACCGGAAUCUUUAACUCCGACGGUCAUUUAUGGCGGAUCCAACGGAAAACCGCUAGUUUGGAGUUUAACACAAGAUCUCUUAAAAACUUUGUAUUGGAUAGUGUACGGUUUGAGAUUACUACACGGCUUAUACCCAUUUUGAAAGCAGCAUCCGGUUCGGGUCCGGAUACGGGUCUGGGUCCGGGUAGGGUACUUGAUAUGCAAGAUAUUCUUGAACGGUUUUCUUUUGAUAGUGUAUGUAAGUUGGCGUUUGAUUAUGACCCGGGUUGCUUGGCAGGUGAUGGGUCGGGUGAGUCCGAAUUCAUGCGGGCUUUUGAUGUGGCUGCCACACUUAGUGCGGGUCGGUUUCUUUAUGUGGUUCCAUGGUCAUGGAUAAUUAAGAAAUGGUUAAAUGUUGGAUCCGAAAAAAGGUUAAGAGAUUCAAUCGAGACCGUUCAUAAGUUUGCUGAUAAGAUCAUACGAACAAGAUUAGAGGAAAUUACUAGUAAUAAUAAUAAUAAUAAUUUAUCUUCUAAUCAUCAAGAUUUGUUGUCACGGUUUAUUUCUACGGAAGAAAUUAGUGCACGUGAUCCUAAUCUACUUAGAGAUAUUGUCAUAAGUUUUCUAUUAGCGGGGAGGGAUUCCACAUCAUCCGGGUUAAGUUGGUUUUUUUGGUUGUUAUCUAAUAAUCCACGUGUUGUGAAAAAAAUCCGAAACGAAGUGGAUGAGGUUCGGGUUAGAGCUGGUAAACAAGUUGGAGAUACGUACAAUUUUGAUGAGUUGAGAGAAAUGAAUUACUUGCAUGGAGCGAUAUCUGAGGCUCUACGAUUAUACCCUCCUGUACCUGUAGAUACGCGAACGUGUUUAGAAGAUGAUAUUUUUCCGAGUGGAGAUGAGAUUAAAAAGGGUUGGUUUAUCACAUAUAAUUCAUAUGCAAUGGGGAGAAUGGAGAGUAUAUGGGGUAAGGAUUGCUUGGAAUUUAGACCUGAGAGAUGGAUAGAUGAAAAUCGAUUGUAUAAACCAGAUAAUCCGUUUAAAUUUCCGAUUUUUCAUGCGGGUCCGAGGAUAUGUUUAGGGAAGGAGAUGGCAUAUCUACAAAUGAAGUCCAUAGUGGCUUGUGUGGUGGAGCAAUUUGAUAUUGAUGUAGUGGAGAAAAAACGUCCUUAUUAUGUGUUGUCAUUGACAUUACGGAUGAAAAAUGGACUUCCCGUGAAGGUAAAUGCAAGAUCACAAUGAAUAUUUUGUAAUUUAGAGGUUUGUCUAUAUGUGUUUCCUUCAUAUGCUUCUUAUGGGUUGUAACUUGUUUUAUAGGAAACCUCAUUGUACAUUGAGAUCCCCUAUUCUAUUUCUAUGGAGCCUUUAUGUACAAAAUGUUGUAUGACACUAUCACCUCCUGACUCCUGCAACGUCUUUUAUACAUGGUUUAGAUAGGUCACCAAUACAUAUUAUAAUUAUAUAGAGUGUUUGUUUGAAUUCGUCUCACUAAGAGAUGUUUUCUCAUAAGAGUAUUUUUUUUUUUUUAAAAAAACUUCUUUAUUUAGAGAAAUAGAUAUUCGUGUAGGAGUGUUUAGCGAAUAACUAUUUUAUUGGUUUUUGACUUUUGACUUU